AUGGUGGCCAUGGCGUUGUCUAAACUUCUCCUUUUGGCUUUUGCUUUCUUCUUUACUUACAUUGAAGGAAGAGUUCAUGGCAAAACUAAACUAAAUCACUUGCACAUUGUUUCUCACAUUUCACUACCACCAGCUUCUGCUCCUGCCCCUGCUCCUCAGGCUGCUGUUAGUCCAAGUUAUUAUACAAAUUCUCCAAGUCCUAGCCCUAGCCCUAGCCCUACCCAGGUUCAAAGGGUUGCAAGAGUUUACAAUGUACUAUCUUUUGGUGCAGUUGGCGAUGGUGCCACAGAUGAUACACAAGCAUUCAAGAUGGCUUGGGACACUGCUUGCCUUCAGAAUGAACCAGCCAUUCUGCUUGCUCCUGAUGAAUAUUCUUUCAUGAUACAGCCUACUAUCUUUACAGGACCUUGUAAAACUAGCCUUGUUUUCCAGAUUGAUGGAACUAUAAUGCCACCUGACGGGCCUGAAUCGUGGCCAAGCAAGAUGAGCAAGAGACAAUGGCUGGUGUUUUACAAGAUCGAUGGACUGUCAAUGCAAGGAGGUGGUGUUAUAAAUGGCAGAGGAGAGAAAUGGUGGAAUCUACCCUGCAAACCUCACAAGGGGACUAAUGGCACAACACUUCCUGGCCCUUGUGAUAGCCCAGUUGCUAUAAGGUUUUUCCUGAGCUCCAAUUUGACAGUCCGAGGACUAAAAGUGAAGAACAGUCCCCAAUUCCAUUUUCGGUUCGAUAGCUGUCAGAAUGUUCUUGUGCAAAUGCUUAGCAUUAAAUCGCCAUCUCAAAGCCCCAACACAGAUGGGAUUCACAUAGAGAACACAAACAAUGUCCAGAUACAUAAUUCAGUUGUAUCCAAUGGUGAUGACUGUGUAUCAAUUGGAGCUGGCUGUCAUAAUGUUGAUAUAAAGAACAUUACCUGUGGUCCAAGCCAUGGUAUAAGCAUUGGUAGUCUUGGAAUCCGCAACUCACAAGCUUGUGUGUCGAACAUCACGGUGACAGAUUCGAUUAUUAAGCAUUCUGAUAAUGGUGUCCGGAUCAAGACAUGGCAGGGAGGAUAUGGUUCUGUUUCUAAGAUCUCGUUUCACAACAUUCACAUGGAAACAGUCCGCAAUCCAAUAAUCAUAGACCAAUAUUACUGCCUAACAAAGAACUGCACUAACCAAACCAGUGCAGUUUACAUUUCUGAUAUUCUGUACACGAAAAUCAAAGGUACAUAUGAUGUUAGGAGUCCACCUUUGCGUCUGGCUUGCAGUGAUUCAGUCCCAUGCACUAACCUCAGGUUAUCAGAAAUAGAGUUGCUUCCUGCUCAAGGCCAAUUUGUGGCAAAUCCAUUUUGCUGGAAUGCUUAUGGGGCAAUGCAGAAUCUUACCAUUCCACCAGUUUCUUGCUUGUUGGAUGGAAUCCCACAAUACUUUGGGCAGAACAGUAUUGAUCAGUGCCAGAAUAAUUUGUAUUAG
Molecule: messenger RNA, 1452 nt
Organism: Dovyalis caffra
Lineage: Eukaryota; Viridiplantae; Streptophyta; Magnoliopsida; Malpighiales; Salicaceae
Source: the annotation of a GenBank genome assembly